This is a messenger RNA of Colletotrichum truncatum, 1137 nucleotides long. Its product is annotated as proline utilization protein. The record is from RefSeq and is a predicted model, not a curated record. NCBI's taxonomy places the organism in Eukaryota, Fungi, Ascomycota, Sordariomycetes, Glomerellales, Glomerellaceae. Gene Ontology annotation, cellular component: cytoplasm.
AUGGCAUUCACAGUGCUGUCCGACGAGGACGUCAAACAACUAUUCCAGAACUUCGGCCCCGAAGAUGUCUCGCACAUGUCCGAUGUUCUCACCGACGCGUUUCUGUCCUACUCCGUGGGCCAGGAAGCGCAAUUUCAGCCCCACCGCGCCGCCGUCGUCCGCCCCGACGGCACGACGGGCCUCUUCAUGCCCGCGACAAUGGAGGGCGGCAUGUCCGUCAAAAUCGUCGGCCUCCCACCGCCGAAAAACAGCUCCAGCGGCCUCCGUUGCGUUCUCACCGUUUGCGACGGCACGGGAAAAGCCGUCGGCAUCAUCAACGCGGAGGAGCUCACGGCGUUUCGGACCUCGCUCGGUUCUGUCCUUCUGUACCGCUAUCGCAAGCAGACGGAAAAGAUUGUAGUGUUUGGUGCCGGCAAGCAGGCUUUGUGGCACCUGCGGCUCGCGCUGGUACUUCGCGGCAAGGACAUCAAGAGCAUCACCGUGGUGAACCGUUCCGAGGCCCGGGCUCGUCAGCUAAUUGAAAGGCUUCAGAAGAUGAGCGCUGCCAGCGGCGUGGGAGAUUGCUCCGCAGUGGAUUUCUCCAUCAUCGAAGCCGCGCCCGGUAGCACACCCGCCGACGGGAGUGGCCUGCGCUCUGCUGUCGAGGAGAGCGACGUCAUCUUCUGCACCACGCCGUCUACCGAGCGUCUGUUCCCCGCGGAAUGGUUGACUUCGGACCGCGCCCGGGCAAAGACGCGGUACAUUGCCGCCAUUGGGUCCUACAAGCUCAAUAUGAAGGAGAUUGACCCCGAUUUCCUUCGCGCAAUGAUCGAUACGCCUCUGGGCUCAUUUACUGCAUCUCAGGGUGAGAACAAGGACGGCGUCAUCUUCGUAGAUAGCCGCGAGGCUUGCUUCCUGGAGGCAGGCGAGCUUGUGGAGGCUGAGGUCCCCGCGGAGAAGAUCAUCGAGGUUGGUGAGUUCACCGAGCGAUUGAGGAAGGCCGGCGAGACUGAGGCGAAUGCGCUGCGUGAAUGGCUUGAGAACGGUCUUAUCGUUUACAAGAGUGUUGGAAUUGGCAUCAUGGACUUGUCGCUAGGAAAGGUCAUUCUGGAGUUGGCGGGAAAGCACAAGGUGGGCACAACACUUGAGAAGUUCUAG